CGCUUCAAGCCACCACUUGUUCAACCCAGAACUCAAUCUCUGUAUUAUUUGUGUGAUUCCAUGCCAACAUAGAGGUUGGUCAAAGCAAUCAUGGCACAGGCUGCGCAAUGGCAGGGAGCACCUCAUGUCAAAGGCUCUACUGAGUCUAUUCGCAUGGUGUUGUUGACAUUCAGCUUGAUAGGCUUGCAAUUCACAUGGGGCACAGAAAUGACCUAUUGUACGCCCUAUUUGCUUCAACUUGGUCUUACGAAAAGCAAGCUCUCUCUUGUCUGGAUAGCUGGACCAUUGUCAGGACUAAUCAUGCAGCCAAUUGUCGGCAUAAUGGCUGAUAAGAGUACUUCAAAAUGGGGUCGCCGGCGACCUGUCAUGAUUGGUGGCACUGUCAUCGUGAGCAUCUGUCUACUGAUCCUCGGCUGGACCAAGGAGAUUAUUGCUGCAUUUGUCGAGGAAGGAGAAUUGAGACGUGAAGCGACUAUUUUCCUGGCUGUAUUAUCAAUCUACGCUCUUGAUUUUGCCAUCAACGCUGUACAAUCGUCAUGCCGCAGUCUCAUUGUGGACACUUUGCCCAUCCCGAAGCAACAACUGGGCUCAGCUUGGGCAAGCAGAAUGGUAGCCAUUGGUCAUCUCAUUGGAUAUGGAGCUGGAGCCUUGGACCUGGGAUCAAUCUUCGGCACACUUAUUGGCGACACACAGUUCAAGCAACUUACCGUCAUCGCAGCAGUGGCACUCAUAGUGGCCAUCGGAGUUACGUGCUGGGCUGUCGACGAGCGUGUACUUAUCUCCCAAGGAGAGGGUGUCAAGGAUGAAGGACUGGUUGCAGUACUCAUGCAAAUCUUCAAGACCACCAAGAACCUACCCAAACGGAUCCAGAUGAUCUGCUGGAUUCAAUUCUGGUCAUGGAUUGGCUGGUUCCCCUUCCUCUUCUACAGCACUACUUGGGUAGGAGAAAUCUACCUUCGGUACGACGCGCCACCCGAGGUCAAGCAAUCCAAGGACCCGCUGUCGGAUAUCGGCCGUGUUGGAAGCAUGUCAUUAAUCGUGUUCUCCAUUGUGACCUUUGUUGGUUCCAUCACACUUCCGUGGAUGGUCAAAUCACCAGAGGAUGAGAAGCCAGACUUCACUCCUAGACCUCCUGCCAGCAUUGCACCCAUUGUCAAGACAGUCGUGGAGCGUAAGCCCAGCUUGUUGACUGCGUGGACGGUCGCACACCUCAUCUUUGCAGGAUCUAUGGUGUUUGCACCAUUCGUCACAUCACUGCGCUUUGCAACUGUUCUCGUCGCGGUCUGUGGAAUACCAUGGGCGCUUGCCUGCUGGGCCCCGUUCACAUUUAUAGGAGUUGAGAUCAAUAAGCUCGGCAGUAGCUUACCUACCUCAAGACGUGGCAGCCACCAGUACCAGAGAGUAUCUGAUGGUUCAAUCGAGAUGACUUCGGAGGCUAGGAACGUCGAUAGAUCCGAAGAGUCUGCCACCGGCGAGCUUGCUGGUAUUUACCUGGGCAUCCUUAAUCUUUACACUACACUGCCUCAAUUCAUCGCUACUGGUAUCUCGAUGGUGGUUUUCACGAUACUCGAGCCCGGAAAGAGUCCUGAGCUGGCCAAAGACGCCCACCCUGAUGAGCAUCAUAGUACAGAGGGAUACAACGGCAUAGCGGUGUGUUUGUUCAUUGGAGCGUUUUGCUCUGUCGCGGCUGCUGUCGCAACCCAAAGAUUCAAGAACACAGCAUAGACAGACGGGAUUUGCAUAGUUAUAGCGCAUCGAUGAUUGCAAUCAAAGUGAAUCUGGAACAA
Aureobasidium pullulans EXF-150 is the source of this 1787-nucleotide messenger RNA. Its product is annotated as sucrose transport protein. Gene Ontology annotation, cellular component: membrane. The record is from RefSeq and is a predicted model, not a curated record. Gene Ontology annotation, molecular function: sucrose:proton symporter activity. The transcript is spliced from 8 exons. Lineage: Eukaryota; Fungi; Ascomycota; Dothideomycetes; Dothideales; Saccotheciaceae. Bases 91 to 1725 code for a protein of 544 amino acids.